ACUAAAAAUACAAAGAGAAGCACAUGUUAUUACACGAUAGGUGAAAAAGCUACAAACAAUACAUUCUCACAGGAAUAGCACAUCAUCAGAUUCUGAUACUGAGCAAAAAAGGAAGAAAAAUAUUUUAUCUUCUAGUAGAGACACUUCAAAAUCUAUCUCAGAAAAAAAGAACAGAAAAUCAAGCAGUUCAAGCUCAAGUUCUUCUGAGGAUGAAGGUCUAGACCAAGUGAAAAAGUUGGAGCAACAGCGUCUUAAGUUGAAAGAGCAACGGAAGUAUGAAAAAGAACAUAUGAAAGCUCUAGAAACACCAGAACAGAAAAGGCUACGACGUCUUGCAAAAAAGGAAGCUAAAGAAAGAAAAAGAAAAGAACAAAUGGGCUGGGAUGAAGAAUAUAUGGGUUAUACAAACACAGAUAAUCCAUUUGGUGAUGCCACUCUUCUGAAGACCUUUGUGUGGAGUAAAAAGUUGGAGAAAGAAGGCUUAAAGAAACUUACUUCUGAAGAGAUUGAAUUUAGAAAUAAAAUAAAGCUAGAUGAAAGCAAGAGAGAGCUUGAGAAAGUGAAACAGAGGAGGCUUGAAAGGGAACGUGAGCGUGAAGCUCGAGAGGAUGAAAUGACAAAGCUUCAAAGAGAGAAAGAAGCUGCUCAGUUUAAAGAAUGGGAAAAACAAGAAGACAUAUUCCAUCUACAGCAAGCUAAACUACGUUCAAAGAUUAGAAUUCACGAUGGUCGAGCAAAACCCAUUGAUCUUCUAGCCAGAUAUAUAAGUGCUGAAGAGGAAGAUUUCACUGUUGAGAUGCAUGAACCAUAUGUGUAUUUAAAUGGGUUAAAGUUAGGAGACUUAGAGGAUCUGCAGGAAGACAUAAAAGUUUACAUGGAAUUAGAAAAUGGGAAAAAUCUUGAUUACUGGCGAGAUCUACAAAUUAUUGUGGAAGAGGAGCUGCAUAACUUGAGACGCAUAAAUUCUUCAAGACAAGAUCAAAUCAGAGAGAGGAGAGAAGGAAUAAACACUGCAGUCAGCUCUGAUGUUGUCAGUGUUUUCAAGGGAAAAACGCCCAACCAACUACAAGCACUUUACAAUCAAAUUGAAAGUAAAAUCCGUAGUGGUGAAGAAGGGGUUGAUAUAGGAUAUUGGGAAACACUGUUAUCUCGACUAAAGGCUUUCAUGGCUAGAGCGAGGUUGAGAGAACGCCAUCAAGAUAAUCUCAGAAAAAAGCUUUUCCAACUGAAGCAGGAGCAAGGGGUAGAGAGUGGGCCUCUCUUUCCGUGCAUAGACACGAACAUUCCAAGUGAACCAUCCACGUCACAACAACAACCUCAGACUCUUCCUCAAGAAUGUCCACCAGGUGGAGAAACACAAAAUCUAGUUAUAGAUGAAGAGAAAACUUCUGAAGAAGAGCCAGCUGAGACACAAACAGAGGAAGUAGAUCCAAUAAAACAAAGUGAAGAAGAUUACAGAAUUGGGUGUUACAGCCCUCAGUACAUCAGUCUGUCUAGUCUAGAACCUGGAACACUUCUAACAAAUCCAGAAGAAGACAUGACCCGCCUGAUUUUUGCUCGACGACAGUUGAUAGGAACAGGUUCAUAUGAGGAUGUCCUAACUUUUGAAGAAAAAGCUUUUGAACGAGAAGCUAGAAAAGGAAUGGAUGGAGAAGAGGCCGUAUUCAGUGUAGAGUCUCCACUGGAUAAAAUAUACCUAUGGUCUGAUAAAUAUCGGCCACGUAAACCCCGCUAUUUCAAUAGGGUUCAUACGGGUUUUGAAUGGAAUAAAUACAAUCAAACUCACUAUGAUAUGGACAACCCACCACCAAAAAUUGUGCAAGGAUACAAGUUCAAUGUAAGUGACUUCCUGAUUUAUACUUGAGUUUACAAAAACUGUUUCAUAACUCAUUCUUUCAAAACAGAAAACAUGGUUUAAACAUUAAUAACAGCUGACAUUUCAAUUUCAACUGGUGAUAUAUUUUUUCUGAAUUGGUCAUAGCUAACAAAGGGAGUAGUGUAU
Limulus polyphemus (Atlantic horseshoe crab) is the source of this 2002-nucleotide messenger RNA. RefSeq names its product cactin-like (gene cactin). Gene Ontology annotation, cellular component: cytoplasm; spliceosomal complex. Lineage: Eukaryota; Metazoa; Arthropoda; Merostomata; Xiphosura; Limulidae. Gene Ontology annotation, molecular function: protein binding. Bases 290 to 1864 code for a protein of 524 amino acids. The record is from RefSeq and is a predicted model, not a curated record. Gene Ontology annotation, biological process: mRNA cis splicing, via spliceosome. The transcript has 17 exons.